Molecule: messenger RNA, 723 nt
Organism: Helianthus annuus (common sunflower)
Lineage: Eukaryota; Viridiplantae; Streptophyta; Magnoliopsida; Asterales; Asteraceae
Product: 60S acidic ribosomal protein P1
Exons: 4
Coding region: 145-477 (110 amino acids)
Biological process (GO): cytoplasmic translation; translational elongation
Cellular component (GO): ribosome; cytosolic large ribosomal subunit
Molecular function (GO): ribonucleoprotein complex binding; protein kinase activator activity; structural constituent of ribosome
Source: RefSeq, a predicted model, not a curated record
UAGCAAAAUAAUUGGGCCCAUUCUACCUUCUCUAAAAACCCGUUGGCCCAUUUCCGAUCACAAAAACCCUAGAAUUGGCUAGAUCGUCAUUCUAUUCCGCGCAGCUCUUCAGUCAUCACAAAUUCAUCCUAAUCACAGAAAAGUAUGUCGAUCGGAGAACUUGCUUGCACUUACGCUACCUUGAUCCUCUCUGACGAUGGCAUCCCUAUCACGGCGGAGAAGAUUGCUACCAUCUUGAAAGCAGCCAAUGUUGAAUGCGAGUCGUACUGGCCAAGCUUGUUUGCCAAGCUUGCAGAGAAGAAAAACAUUGAGGAUCUCAUUGUUAACGUUGGCGCUGGUGGCGGCGGUGGUGCUCCAGCGGUUGCUGCCCCUGCUGCUGGUGGAGCUGCAGCGGCUGCCGCCCCUCCUCCAGAGGAAAAGAAGGAAGAGCCCAAGGAAGAGAGUGAUGACGAUAUGGGAUUCAGUUUGUUCGAUUAAAAGCUAUCUUUUAGUAAAUUUUAGUUACUUAAUGGUUGCAAUAGUUUGAGCAGUGCGUCUAUUAGUAUCCUCGUGAUUCUUUUGUGGUCUAUAUACACGAGGAUUGAGUUAUGGUGUAUGGGAUUAUUUUUGCGGCGUAUUACGCUCGUUACUGGAUUAUUGUGGCCUAGUUGCCAUAUUAUGUGAUGUCUUGUGUGAUCUUUAUUUGUUAUAAUAUGGGUAUGGCUUAUCGCUAUGGUUUUUUAA